AGUUUUGUCUCUCCCAUUCAACGACGCGAUUGUCUACCGUCGCCUUUACGUAUGUUUCCUCCUAACGACCGAGAGUGCCGGUUUUAAACCAUUUAAUCAUCUUCGUAUACGCAGGAGCGAUGUUGUUUUUUUAUUAAAGAACCGCGGAGAUAUAUUUGCAUAUUAGAAAGAACAAGUAAAAGAUAUACGCGUAAUAAAUACACAUCUGCAGGUGAAUUUUACCGGGCCGCCGUUUCAAAUUGUACGAAUAACUUAUAUAAGAAUAAUGUAGAAUAAUUAUCGUCGAUUCUUCUAUAAUCUUUGAUAGUCAACACCUUGCGCGUUAAUAGUGAUCGUUUGUCGGUGCAGAUUCGUCGUUUAAUGAUAUAAUCUGCGGCCGGUUAAAAACGAGGCGCGAUUUUAAUUUGUUUUUAUUUUUUUUUAUACAUCGAUUCAGGAGCAAAACAAUUCGAUCACUUCGAGUGGUUUAAGAUUGGUAAUGAGCGUGAAAAAUAAAAACGCUUCAAACACUAUGACAACCAAAAUUGGGGAAAAGCUCGGUGAAAUCGUCGUUGCUGGUGCCGAGGCCGCGGCUCAAAUUUCUGUUGGCCAAGGAAUUCUCAGAGUUACUGAUCGUUUGCUGUGGGUCGUUGAAAAAUCUGCACAAUGGAGUCUACCGAUCCAGGAAGUCAGUUCCGAAGAGAAUGGCAAGGCCUUUGGACCUAUAGAACUUGUGCGUCCGUUGCCCUGGAUAUUUUUCCUGCCAAGUUUGAUAAUGCUGCGAGUUUUUAGACUCAGCGUAAACGUUGGUGCCAUCGUUCUUGGCUAUCCCAAGCUACAGGCAACUGGAAUGGUGAAGAUCAUUCAGAAGGGGCGUCGACGACUUCGCGCAAUAAAAAUAAGUGGCAUGAGAAAUAUGAAAUCUCGGAGGGGCUCGACAAAGAAGGAGGAGGAAUUGAGCGAAGCUAAAAGGAGCCUCGUUAGUUCGAUGCUCUCCACCCUGUCAGCUUUGUCCUGUUUGGAAGCUUCCCGAAGAACUCCGUCACCUCCGCCAACUAAAGUUUAUGUCCAAUCCAGUGAGCCGGAUGCAACCCCAACACCGGAGGAACAGUCGAUGACCGAAUCUGCCAACUCUCACGUUGAAUCGAAGCGGAAAUAUUCACAGGUUACUGAACCCGAUGAGACUUCUGGAGAAUCGGAAGAAGAAUCAACACAGGCACAGCUUGACAGAUUGGCGGCCGAAGACAGUGAGGCUGAUGAUGAAGACUUUGAUCCUGCUAAAGCAGAAUUGGCAGCUUCUGAGAGUUCCAGUGCCGAGGAAGACGAUGGUGAUUAUUUAAGUGAGUCAGAAAUCAACGAUCUUCGCCUUGCCUGCCAUUUGAGCACCGGAAUAGUCAUCAAAGAUGUAAUCGCUGAAGAAUUGGAACCAGAACCAGAAACAACAGUAGAUGAUGAAAUAGGAACAAACGAAAUGUUGGUUCCGAUAAACAAAAUGACCGAAGAAAAGUCGCCAGUCACAUUAGAAGCAGCAGAAAAAACCGAAAAUGAUAACCAACCGCAUGAUUCACAUACAGUCGGUACUCCUGAACAAGACGGAAUAAUUUCGGGAAAUUUUCAUUCUCCAAUCAAUUCGCAAAGUGAUUCUAUUGGAGAUUAUGCAUCCCCUGAAAUGAAUGAUUUAGCAAAGCAUCAAAGUGAUAUAUGUGAGCAGUUCAAUGACGUGUCCGACAAGAGCAAUACGGACAUAGAAACGCAUUUUGAUAAUGGAGAUCUGAAUGUUAGUGAAUCUUCGACAAUUUCAGGAAAUUCUCCAGAGGGGACUACCACGAAUGGUACCAAGCACCAGAAACGAAGUAAUGCAACCGGUAAAUCUCACCACAAGGGAAAGCAUGCCAGCUUGUCACACCGCAAGAAAAAAUGAGCUGAAACGGAGUACAUUUUCAACAAAUGAAUUAUACUGACGGAAGUGCACUGUUGGACUUUGCAUAAUUCUUUCUUAAACCGUCAAUGGGUACUUCGAUAAAAAUAAAUGGAUGUAAAAAAAAAAAUCAAAGAAAACAAAAAAAGGUAAAAGAAAGAAAAGAAUUGCUGGGGAGAAAAAACAGAUAACAUACUACUCACGCUUGACGGUGUGUAGUGAUACAUGUUUACCGCAAAAUCGUACCUUACCACACCUAGACUUAUGUAACGUGUCAUAAAAAUUGUACGGGCGCAAUUGAAUCGCGAGAAGAAAUGGUUUACUCUUAAUUUAAUAACUGAAUUAAUAUCAUAGUAAUUUUAAGAGAGUGGUCUGAAGCAGUGCAUAAUCAUGGUUAUCGUAUAUUUUUUAUCUUAUUUUAUCCUUUUAUUGUUACAUGUUAUAUUAUUACUGGUAAUUUUUGCGCGAAAUCGAUACCGAUGUGAAUUGACUGUUUUCAAAUAUUUUUUUACGCCCAAUAAUUCAACACUGGUAUGAAAGUGAUGUGAUUUUUUUGGAAUCUAGUAUGCAAAAAAACAAGUCACAUUUGUCAUCUCAAAGCUCAUGAGAAAUUCGCUUUGAGAAAGCUGACGGUGCAUUCAACCAUGUCGGUUGAAUUUCAAAGCGAUUUACGCGUAAAAGUUGGUUAUCCCAUAUCCACGGGAUGAGCUUCUUUAUUGAUUCCUGAGUCUGAUUGAAUUUCAUUUUCCACUAGGUUAAUAUUACAUAAGUAAGAGGAAAAGAAUUGUCGGAAUAUCGAACACACUUGUCACCAAAGAAGAUUGAUUAUUGUAACCCUAAUUCCGAUACGAUGAAAUAACUUUCAAACGUUUGUUUCAUACCAGAGCGUUUAGCAAUUUUGUCGCUGGUCGAAAAUGAGUGGAAAAUAGAGACGGCAAAAGUC
This is a messenger RNA of Diprion similis, 2840 nucleotides long. Its product is annotated as clumping factor B-like. Bases 479 to 1900 code for a protein of 473 amino acids. Lineage: Eukaryota; Metazoa; Arthropoda; Insecta; Hymenoptera; Diprionidae. The record is from RefSeq and is a predicted model, not a curated record. The transcript has 11 exons.